UAUACUAAAAGGGAUAUAUGAGGAGUAGGGAGGCUGUCCACGUCACCACAAAAAAUCGACCAAUAAUAGUCAUUUGUUUUGCCACGUCAUCAGUAUUUGUCCCGAGAAGGCACUUACGGGAAGGUUUACAGACCCAGAGAGAAAACUACUGGAAAGAUCGUCGCUCUCAAGAAGACGCGUCUCCAUGAAGACGAAGAAGGCGUUCCUUCCAUCACUCUCCGCGAGAUCUCCAUCUUACGCAUGCUCGCUCGCGAUCCUCACAUCGUCAGGUUGAUGGAUGUUAAGCAAGGACUGAGCAAAGAUGGCAAAACUGUGCUCUACCUGGUGUUCGAGUACAUGGACACUGACGUCAAGAAGUACAUCAGAAGUUUCCGUCAAACCGGAGACAACAUUCCUCUCCAAAUCAUCAAGAUCUUGAUGUACCAACUCUGCAAAGGAAUCGCGUUCUGCCAUGGACACGGUGUGCUGCACAGAGAUCUUAAGCCUUACAAUCUCUUGAUGGAUCCCAAGACGAUGAGGCUCAAGAUUGCAGAUCUUGGUUUAGCCAGAGCCUUCACUCUCCCUAUGAAGAAGUAUACCCAUGAGAUAGUGACUCUAUGGUAUAGAGCUCCAGAAGUUCUUCUUGGUGCCACUCAUUACUCUACAGCUGUUGAUAUGUGGUCUGUUGGCUGCGUUUUUGCUGAGCUUGUGACCAACCAAGCGAUUCUUGCUGGGGACUCUGAGCUCCAACGUCCUCACCAUCACUCUCACUUAAACUUCUUAAUCAGACUUGAAAAAAUUCUUCGACCCAGAGAGAAAACUACUGGAAAGAUCGUCGCUCUCAAGAAGACGCGUCUCCAUGAAGACGAAGAAGGCGUUCCUUCCAUCACUCUCCGCGAGAUCUCCAUCUUACGCAUGCUCGCUCGCGAUCCUCACAUCGUCAGGUUGAUGGAUGUUAAGCAAGGACUGAGCAAAGAUGGCAAAACUGUGCUCUACCUGGUGUUCGAGUACAUGGACACUGACGUCAAGAAGUACAUCAGAAGUUUCCGUCAAACCGGAGACAACAUUCCUCUCCAAAUCAUCAAGAUCUUGAUGUACCAACUCUGCAAAGGAAUCGCGUUCUGCCAUGGACACGGUGUGCUGCACAGAGAUCUUAAGCCUUACAAUCUCUUGAUGGAUCCCAAGACGAUGAGGCUCAAGAUUGCAGAUCUUGGUUUAGCCAGAGCCUUCACUCUCCCUAUGAAGAAGUAUACCCAUGAGAUAGUGACUCUAUGGUAUAGAGCUCCAGAAGUUCUUCUUGGUGCCACUCAUUACUCUACAGCUGUUGAUAUGUGGUCUGUUGGCUGCGUUUUUGCUGAGCUUGUGACCAACCAAGCGAUUCUUGCUGGGGACUCUGAGCUCCAACGUCCUCACCAUCACUCUCACUUAAACUUCUUAAUCAGACUUGAAAAAAUUCUUCGGUAACGUCUUCUUCCGAUUUGUUGCGUAAUCAGCCUUCGACGCUCUCCGUCUGGGUAGAUCGUCGCAGUUCAUUGUUGCUUGGCUUCUCCGUUUAUGGGACUCGGAAAACAUCAAGAAGUAUGGUAAAUUCAUGGGUAUCACUCUACUUCUCCUUGAUGAGAAGGUAUUGUAUCGAAAAAAGAGAAGAUUAUGUACUUUCGUUUUUUUGGUCGCUAUAUGUUUCAGAUUGUCUCUCAUCACACUGCAAGAAACUAUAUGAAGUCAAAGAAGGCAAAUAAAAGUUUGAUUUCAAGGUGGUCACCGAGACCGUUCCAAAAUGAGCGUGAUUAUGUCCCGUUGAGCUCUAUGGCUUGGCCAAAGACGAGUCUGAUUACGGAUGAUACACAACAAGCUUCAAGAUAGAUAACAGUGACCUUCGAUAAAGGAGGCAAGCCUACUGUUAGAGUUGCUAGCCUUGGCCACGCGUUGCAUGUCUGGCUCAAUUGAGAAUACCUUGGUAAGAUGUGAGAUUGAGAAGGAUAGUGUCUUAUCUGGAGCAUAGAUUCACAUGUCACACGUAGUGUUUCCAUCUUAGGGUUGAGCUCUGGACCACUUGAUCUCACUGAGAAAAACAAAUGGGGAAACAAGGUGGGUAUUGAAAGCUAGAAGCUCUAUAUUCACACGAGAAAGGGUAGAAGAAGGUUAAGUGGCAGAAAUUCUCAGGAAAAGCAUCAGGACUUACCUGGUAUCAGGCAUACUUUGAUGCGCCAGGGGUUUAGUAAUAUUAAGUUUUCUUUUUCCAUCUGAAGAAGAUUCUUUAACGAACCAA
Molecule: messenger RNA, 2248 nt
Organism: Brassica napus (rape)
Lineage: Eukaryota; Viridiplantae; Streptophyta; Magnoliopsida; Brassicales; Brassicaceae
Product: cyclin-dependent kinase B2-1
Exons: 14
Coding region: 241-1443 (400 amino acids)
Biological process (GO): regulation of gene expression; G1/S transition of mitotic cell cycle; regulation of G2/M transition of mitotic cell cycle
Cellular component (GO): cyclin-dependent protein kinase holoenzyme complex; cytoplasm; nucleus
Molecular function (GO): cyclin-dependent protein serine/threonine kinase activity; cyclin binding; ATP binding
Source: RefSeq, a predicted model, not a curated record